This is a messenger RNA of Zingiber officinale, 2205 nucleotides long. RefSeq names its product poly(A)-specific ribonuclease PARN-like. Gene Ontology annotation, cellular component: cytoplasm. Gene Ontology annotation, molecular function: 3'-5'-RNA exonuclease activity; RNA binding. The coding region runs from base 12 to 1346 and encodes 444 amino acids. The transcript is spliced from 7 exons. The record is from RefSeq and is a predicted model, not a curated record. NCBI's taxonomy places the organism in Eukaryota, Viridiplantae, Streptophyta, Magnoliopsida, Zingiberales, Zingiberaceae.
GCAGAGAAUAAAUGUCGAGUUCCGAAUUUCGGAGUGGUCAUGGCAGGUUAAGACAUGCGGAAUCUGCCAUUUGUUUGGGUGUGCUACCGAUCCUAACCCUAGGUCUGCUGCCUCGCCUCCGUCCCUUCUCCACCGAUGCGCCCGGUGGCUGCAGCGUGGCCGUGAUGCAGGUGACGAGGUCCAAUUUCAACGCGGCGCUGGAGGGCCUUAGGGCCUGCGUAGAGGAGUCGGACUUCGUGGCCGUUGACCUUGAGAUGACCGGCGUGACGAGUGCCCCAUGGAGGGACUCGUUCGAGUUCGACCGAUCCGAUGUCCGUUACCUUAAGCUGAAGGACUCCGCUGAGAAGUUCGCUGUCGUGCAGUUCGGUGUCUGCCCCUUCCGCUGGGAUUCAUCCAAGGGCUCCUUCUUCGCCCAUCCGCAUAACUUCUAUAUCUUUCCACGGAAUGAGUUGCCACUUCAUGGGCCACCUGAUGAUUUCCUAUGGCAAGUAACAUCCAUCGACUUCCUUGCUAAAUGCCAAUUUGACUUCAAUGCAUGUAUAUAUGAAGGUGCUUUUCUCAAUCAAGUUCUUCGCAUCCUACUAUACAUACAGUGUUGCCUUUCCAUCAUACCACUAAAAGAUAAGUCUCAAUUAGUCGUUCUAUCUACUUAUUUUUUGUGCUGUGUCAUAGAACUCAUCAGUUGUAGUUACCAGUGUAUAUUUAAUGUUGUGAAAAAGCACUUCAAUGACCUCAUGUAUGUUCGUGUUGUUGACGAGGACAACUCAUGGCAAAGGAGGGUAGUCUAUGUCGACACAAAUGAAGAUAAGGCUGUAUUGAUGAAAGAUGUCCUUGAAGAUCUGAGAAAAAAUGCAGAAAAAAGAAUCAAGUCUUCUGUUGGAUUUCGGCAUGUUGUUGAUCUUCUUGCAUCAACAGGAAAAUUGAUUGUUGGUCAUAAUUGUCUUCUAGAUUUAGCUCAUAUAUACAACAAAUUUUUUGGUCCUCUUCCUUCAUCUUUGACGGAAUUUGUGCAAGCUGUCCAUGAAAAAUUCCCCCACAUUGUUGACACUAAGCACCUUUUGAAUUCAAACCAGACAAUUCAGCAUUUGAUGAAAAAGAAUAGCAAGUCAUUGUCUUCUGCCUUCUCUCUUUUAUGCCCCAACGUAUCAUCUAAUUUCCAGACCACUUCCAAGUCUUACUUGAGAUUUGAGGUCCAAACAGAUGAAAUUAGGCAAGCUUUCAUAAUUCAAUCAUUUUAUUCAUUUGUUUCUGCAUCAGGAAAUAACAAACUAAACAUGAUCAUCCGUUAUUUUUUGACUUUGUUGGGUUGGAAAUUUUCUCAUACUAUUUUAAACUCUCAAAUGUAAAUCUGUUGAUAUUAUAUGUUUAAUCUAUCUGCAGCAGUUGUAGUAACUAUUAAAAAGGAUUUGCUUUGAUCCCUUUUCUUUUAUUUUUUAUUCACAAGAAUUUCUUUGGUCAUUUUCCCUUUUUUUCGUAACAUUUGUACUCUUUGCAUUCUCAUUUCAAUGUUUAGUGUUUAUUGUAUUUUAGGUUGUUACAUAUUGUUUCCUUAUAGUCACAAUGUUCUAACUAAUUUGUAGAUGAGAAUGAGGUUAUCUAGAGGUAAUCAAGUUAUCCAAGAAUGAUCCGUAAUUAUUUAAUUAGGUAAUUCUACUCUUCCAUUUUCUAUUGUGACUUAUGUUUCACUCGUUAGUAUCAUGCAGGAUACCAAGAGCAAACGUUGCAUUAGCCACAACAACAAAGAGUAAAUGUUGGAUUCAAAACUAUCUUUUAAUCUUUUGCUUGAUUUUCUCAACAAAAUUGGUUGGUUCAUUAAUCUGUACAAGAGAAGCAAUUUAUCUCAUGAAAUUCGAAGACAGGGAGGGCAAAAAGAAGAAAUUGAAGGCAUGCAUGUUAUUAGCUCGAGGAUGGAGGAACAAAUUAUUGAAAGGAAAAAAAACUUGUUAUUACAUAAAGUAGGCAGAGGAAAGAAAAUCGUAUUGAGGAAGGUAGGCAAAGAGAAGAAAAUCUCAAGGAGAUGAUUCAGAAAUGAUUCAAGAAAUGGAAUAUACAAAUCAGUUAUUAUUAGGAGAAUUUGGUCUUUAUAGUUUGAUUAUUGGUCAAAUUUGUUUGGAUAAUGUAAAUAUUUAUUUAUUUUAAUGUUAAUUGUAUAAUACAUUUGGAAUUAGAAGUUAUUUCUUUUUAAUAAAUUAAAUUUAUUUGAAA